Racocetra persica is the source of this 614-nucleotide messenger RNA. NCBI's taxonomy places the organism in Eukaryota, Fungi, Glomeromycota, Glomeromycetes, Diversisporales, Gigasporaceae. The record is from the annotation of a GenBank genome assembly.
ACACGAAAGCUGUUGCGGAUAAAAAUUUAGAAAAGGCUCUUAACCAAAUCAAAGACUCAUAUGCCCUAGCUAGAGAACGUAGAGAUGCUAUUAUUCAUGAUGUUUCAAACAGAAUUGAAAAAGAUAUAUCAACCAGUAAGGAAGUUUCUCAAAAAACUUUGGACUGCUUUAAAGAAGCAAUUAAUAAAUUGAACGAGACAGGGGCUUUUACUAAAUCACGUCUUGGAACUCAAAUCAGCCUGAUUUUACAUGGUAUUCAGGAGAGAUUGACACAAAAUAAAAUCGCUACUGCUGAUCAAAUUAACGCCAUUUAUGAUAAAUUAAGUGCGGCUGUUGGUGAUUCUUAUCGGUCUAUUAAUGGAACUUUAGAACGAAUUCAUAAAGAACUUAGCAAUACAAUUGGAGGUGCUGCUGAAUCUUUUAUUGAAGAAGUACGAAAUCAAUUAUCUACCGUUAAUGAUUAUCGUCUUCUGAAUCAGGAGAAAUUUCAGGGUAUACUUGAUAAUAUUGGUCAAAAAUUCCAAGGUGGCAAGACUUUAACUGUUGAACAGCUUCAAUAUGAGUCUUUGAUUUGGUUAAGAGCCUUUUCUAAAUUUUUAUCCGCAACAGCUUUC